Syngnathus acus (greater pipefish) is the source of this 2615-nucleotide messenger RNA. It is a transcript of the gene dnai1.2, whose product is annotated as dynein, axonemal, intermediate chain 1, paralog 2. Gene Ontology annotation, biological process: cilium movement; outer dynein arm assembly. Lineage: Eukaryota; Metazoa; Chordata; Actinopteri; Syngnathiformes; Syngnathidae. Gene Ontology annotation, molecular function: dynein heavy chain binding; dynein light chain binding. The transcript is spliced from 21 exons. Gene Ontology annotation, cellular component: outer dynein arm. The record is from RefSeq and is a predicted model, not a curated record. Bases 117 to 2213 code for a protein of 698 amino acids.
AGCUCGAUUGGGACCGGAGGUCGUCUUGGCAACCGGUAUACAACAGGCAAGCCAAGCCUGGCUUCACCUGGUGGAACUUUCCUCUAAAGUUUUGUCCAAGGUUGACUCUUUUGGAGAUGCCAACCAAUAAUGUUGCAGCACCUGGGAAAAAGAAGGUGCCUGGUGCAAAGUUACAAAAAGCCACCAAUAAGAGAAAGGAUGAAGAAGAUGACUAUGGUGAUUAUGGCUGGGAAGAAAGGACUCAUGGCAAACCUGUUAAACCCGCUGAUCAACUGGAUCUCACUGAUGCUGAGUUGAAUGAGGAAGUCACAAGGAUUCUGACAGCACAAAAUCCACACGCGCCACAAAACAUUGUCCGAUACAGCUUCAAGGAAGGUGCUUUCAAGCUGACCAGUGUUGUUGAUCAGCUGGCUGUUCACUUUGUCUUGGAUGGUUGUCUCAUACAUCAGGACUCUGAUGAGGCUCGCAGGCUGGCAGCCAGUGAAGACCUCUCUGAAGCAACAGUUGAUACCGGAACAGAACCGGAUGAGGAGAAACCUGAAACAUUGGAUACAUCUGGUGAUGGAGGUGAAGAAGAGGAUGCUGGAGAAGAUGACAGACCAGACAGUGCUUCUUCCAAAACAAAGGAUCAGAAGCUAAAAUGUACAAACCAGUUCAAUUUCAUCGAAAGAGCUUCCCAAACACUCAAUAAUGCAAUGCGGGACAGAAGCUGCCAGACCGUACCACCUCCACGCUGCAAUUAUUCGGCCAGCGCUAAUCAGUGGGAGAUAUAUGAUGCGUACACGGAGGAGCUGCAGAAACAAGAAAUGAAGAAAGAGAAGCAGAGAGCCUUUCAAACAAAGAAAGAUGGGGACCAAAACAAAAAGAAGAUUGUGAAUGACACUCCGGUAACUCAAUUUCGUUUCUCUACAUCUACUCAGAGUGAUGACAUCACCCAAAUGGCCACGGCAGUCACACUAUUGGAAAGAAUGGUCAAUCAGAAUACAUGUCAUGAAAUAGCGCAAGAUUUCAAAUUUUUUGAGGACGCGGCAGAUGAAUUUCGAGACCAGGAGGGCACUCUUCUCCCCUUGUGGAAGUUCCAGUACGACAAAGCCAAAAUGAUGUGUGUCACGGCACUCUGCUGGAAUGAGAAAUAUCCUGACCUUUUUGGUGUGGGAUUGGGAUCUUAUGACUUCAGCAAACAGGGCCGCGGGAUGCUCCUCUUCUACUCGUUGAAGAACUCCACAUUCCCCGAAUACAUUUUCCCGACAAGUACCGGCGUCCUGAGCCUGGAUAUUCAUAAGCGACAUUCCUAUCUGGUGGCUGUGGGUUUCUAUGAUGGAUGCGUGUGUGUGUACAACUUGAAGAAGAAAAGCAUGGAAGCUGAAUACAAGAGCAAUGCUAAAACUGGCAAGCACACUGAUCCUGUCUGGCAGGUACGAUGGCAGAGCGACGACAUGGACAAAAACCACAAUUUCUAUUCUGUGUCCUCUGAUGGCCGUGUUGUGUCUUGGACACUCAUCAAGAAUGAACUAGUCUUCUCUGACACUAUCAGGCUCAUGCUGGAUGAUGCUGUGUUUGAUGGUCCUGAGGGAAUUCGGGGGCGUAGCGCCGUUGGCGGAACAUCCUUUGAUUUUCACAAACAGAACGAGCCUCUUUUCGUCGUUGGCACAGAGGAGGGUAAAAUACACAAGUGCUCCAAGAAUUAUUCAAGCCAGUUCCUUGAGACUUACAUUGCCCACAACAUGGCAGUGGAUGCACUCAAGUGGAAUCCUUACCACCCAAAAGUUUUCAUCUCUUGCAGCUCGGAUUGGACCAUCAAGAUCUGGGACCAUACUGUCAACACUGCCAUGUUAACGUUUGAGCUCAGUGCUCCAGUUGGGGAUGUGGCAUGGGCACCGUACUCCUCCACUGUCUUUGCUGCCGUCACCACAGAAGGAUUGGUCCAUGUUUUUGACCUGAGCAUCAACAAGUAUCAGGCCAUCUGCCGGCAGCCCGUGGUGGCAAAAAAUAAGAGCAAACUGACUCACAUUGAGUUUAAUCCCGUCCGUCCAAUCAUCAUUGUGGGAGAUGACCGAGGCUCCGUCAUCAGCCUCAAACUGUCCCCGAACCUCCGCAAGAAACCAAAGGGAAAGAAAGGUCAAGAGCUGCCCGAAGGUCCUGAAGUGGAAGUGGUCAAGAUGGAGAAGCUACUCAAUCUACUGAGGGACUCAGAGCAAAGCAGUGUGAAGUGACCUUCAUGGUUUCCUGGUAAAGGUUCAUUCAACAAAAAGAAGCGAUAAAACCGUUUUACUGCAAGCUGGUCACCCCAGUCACCAUCUAUCCAUUUUCUACAAUCCUCCUCGGGAAGCGAGGAACUAUCCCAACUGACUUCCAAAAAGGGAAAGCAGCCUACACCCUGUGCUGAUCACUCCUCAAUCAUUGGGCACGUAGAGUCAGACUCAUUCUGUCAGUGAAUAGAAGCGUAACCCACGCUGUCAGACAAGUUCGACAGCAUGAGUGGCCCCUGAGUCAUGCAUUCCUAAUUACUAAUCCCUCACAAACCUGACACAUCAGAUGGAUGGUGUCUAAAAAUGUGAAUAAUCUGCAAAAGAUUAGCUAUUAUGUCCAAUGAUAACUUCUAUUUGUGUGUUUGA